Aspergillus candidus is the source of this 1519-nucleotide messenger RNA. Its product is annotated as 2-heptaprenyl-1,4-naphthoquinone methyltransferase. Gene Ontology annotation, biological process: lipid biosynthetic process. The transcript is spliced from 4 exons. The coding region runs from base 164 to 1465 and encodes 433 amino acids. NCBI's taxonomy places the organism in Eukaryota, Fungi, Ascomycota, Eurotiomycetes, Eurotiales, Aspergillaceae. The record is from RefSeq and is a predicted model, not a curated record.
CGCACUCAAUUGGUUGGCAAUUGAUAUAGCCAUGCAAGGUGGUCACGGGUGACGCCGCAUGAUUGUGUCUCACAAAAUUCGAGCAGGGUGGAAUUGAUGAGAUUGGGAAUUCGGAGCAGAGCGCCACCUGGCUUCUUACUCCGGACGAGAAACCACUUGAAUAAUGUAUGACACGAUCAGUAAUUCAAUCAAACGAUAUGCCGUUCAAUUCGUGGAACAGACGUUGCGCAGAACCUUAGCACCAGUAAGAUUGGUUUCUCGAGCGGGCAGCGAGGAGCAAGUGCUAUGCGAUGGAGGGUUGGCGGAGCAUCCCGACGACAGAGUGACGAUUUAUAUCAAUGACAAUAAGUUGUGGACGAGAUUACUCUCCGAUUUCGACCUGGGGUUCGCAGAGGCGUACAUGCUCCAAGAAGUGGACUGCGACAACCUCAGCAAGGUCUUCGACUUAUAUAUUCAGAAUCCCAGUGCCCUGGACCCAGGCACUUUCCUGCUGCAAUGGGUCCCGCGGGUGACUCGGUGGUGGCGACCGGAGAACAACAUCGACAAUGCGAGACUACACAUUGCGUCCCACUAUGAUACAUCGAAUACGUUAUUUUCAAACUUUCUAUCCCCGGAUAUGAACUAUUCGUGCGCUCACUGGUCAGCCGAUUCCGAUGAAACUCUCGAAGUCGCCCAAAGGAGAAAGGUGCAUCACCUCAUCAAGAAGGCACGCAUCGAACCAGGGCACCACCUGUUGGAUAUAGGCUGCGGAUGGGGGGACUUGAUAAUUACAGCUGCGCGAGACAGGGGAUGUAAAGCGACGGGCUUGACCUUAUCCGAGGAGCAGAAGGCUUUGGCCGACAAAAGGAUAAAACAGGCAGGAUUGGAAGGUCAGAUCCGCGUGCUGCUGUGUGACUACCGUGAAGCUCCUUGCCCAGAUAACGGAUAUGACCAGAUCAUCUCGGUCGGGAUGUUUGAGCACGUCGGACCCCAGUAUAUGGAUCAAUAUUUUCAGACGAUUACCCGGCUGCUCAAGAAAGAUGGCGGCGUGAUGGUCAUCGACGGGAUAACGAAAACUGGCACGUUCUACAAGACGAAUCCGCUCGUGGGAGAUUACAUCGACAAAUACGUCUUCCCCGGUGGGUAUCUGCCCACGCCAAAUAUCUUGCUCGAAGCGAUGAACCGCGGCAGCAACAGCACCCUGGAAGUCUCCUCUGUGAUCAAUACGGGCCCUCAUUACGGGAAAACGCUACUCGCGUGGAAAGACAACUUCGUCCAGAACUGGGAAACCAUUCGCAGGGACUUCUGCGACAAGCACCCUGGCGCGGAUACGGCAGACGUGGAGGCCUAUCGUAGGCGAUGGCUGUACUAUUUUCUUUACUGUGAGGCGGGAUUCCGUAGGCGCAUUCUGGGAAACUAUAUGAUCUGUGCUGUGCGUGUUCCCGAGCCUGUUGUCAUGUAUGAUGACCUUGCGUGUGAGUGGUAGACGUGUUUAUAGAAGUCUGAUACUAGUGUGGGUAUCACCCCCUGAUAGGAUAGU